UCCCCUGGGUGCCUACGAUCUUCAGUAGUCUUGACUGGUGCUGGCGAAAGCUUUGGGAUAGUUCUGAAAACGUAUCUUUGAUUCUUGAGACCCAGUAUCAGUGCCCGAGUGUCAGUGCAGCGUUUCCAUCACGGCCAGCCAAAUUGUGGGGAAUCUGAAAAUUUGAUUUGAAAAGAAACAUUUGAUGUAAAAAUUAAUCGAAUGUGAAUAAUAUUUGGGAGGGUGGAAAAGUUAACGUGUCGAACGACUGGGUUUGCGUACGAGAGUGUCGCGUGUCUCCACCUUUGAGGAGACCGGAGCAGAAUCAGCAUACUUCGAGCGUAGUUGAACCGUCAUAUUCAGAAAUGAUUUUGGACGUUAUGGACCGGAUGACCAAGAAAUUUAAUGGAUUUGUUGAGAUAACGUACACGCGCGUCACAACUUUGACAGUUUAUCUCGUAGUUUUAUCGUUACCAGCGAUAGAAGAUGUUCUCAGUCUAUCGAGUCCGAAUAGUCACAACAGCGGUCUGUACGUGGACAACGGACAAGAUCAAACGGUAAUUUAUCGGCUAACUACGCAGGAGGAGAAAAUCGCGUUGGAACAUGAGAUACUAAAACUUCUAGGGCUUCCGGACAAGCCGAACAACGUGAACGGCAAAACUCCGAUGAUCAAGAGAUCAGCACCGAAGUUUUUGCUCAGCAUAUACGAGAAAUCGUUCGAAGAUGAGAGAAAGAGCGAACGGAACGCAAAAAAGGAAGAGUACGAUUUUUAUUUCACAAAAAACGAUCUGAAAAUAAUCAAUCAGAGCGAUUCGAUCGUGACAUUUUCAGCACAACAGAAGCAUCGAACUGGCAAACCUGAGAGAGUCAAAAGAAUAUGGUUCAACGUGGAUGCUGCCCCGAAGGAUGAGCUUAUGACCUUGGCAGAGCUCAGGCUCUACCGAGGACCAGAUGCUAAGAAUCUUAAAAAUCGUGGUGCUUUUACGAUAACCGUUUACCGGGUAACUCGAUCGAGCGAGGGCGAACGUAGAAUGCAAUUUGUCGACACAACCAACACUACGGCUGGUCAAGAGGGAUGGAUAACUUUGAACGUGACCGAAUCCCUGGAUCAUUGGAUGAAUAAUCCCCAGGACAACAAGGGUCUUUACUUGUCGGUUUAUUCGAUCGAUCGUUCGUCUCAUGAGACGAGACCCGAAGAUAUUGGUAUUGUAGGGUUCAAGGGUGAUGCCGAGCGACAACCCUUCAUGACAGGCUUCUUCAAAAGCACCAGGCUCAACCAAUUGCGGAUUUACCAUCGAUCGAGCCUCGAUGAUAUCGAAAUCCUUUCCAUCCAUAAAAAAAAGAGAGACACUUACAACAUACGUAAUUUAUUGGCAGAUUACUACAAUCGCAUGGCUUCACACCAUUCGAACAAACCGUGCGGAAUAAAUACUCUUUACGUUAGCUUCAAAGAUCUUCAAUGGCAAGAUUGGAUAAUUGCCCCCGAUGGAUACGAUGCUUAUUAUUGUGCCGGUGAAUGCAAGUUUCCUUUAACUAGUCACAUGAACGCGACGAACCACGCCAUUGUCCAGACCCUCGUCCACCUCGCUCGACCCUCAACAAUACCCAAGCCUUGCUGCAUACCAACCAAAUUAUCAACAAUAUCUGUCCUCUAUUUUCAUGAUGACCAAAACGUUGUUCUUAAAAAAUAUAAAAACAUGGCCGUUCGUGCGUGCGGUUGUCAUUGAUAAAUUAAUGUACUUUUUCCUCGUUUUCUACCGUUCAAAAAGACACUAUUCGUGCCGAGAGGGGACGAGAGUGAAAGAAGCU
Molecule: messenger RNA, 1788 nt
Organism: Venturia canescens
Lineage: Eukaryota; Metazoa; Arthropoda; Insecta; Hymenoptera; Ichneumonidae
Product: protein 60A-like
Exons: 3
Coding region: 345-1706 (453 amino acids)
Cellular component (GO): extracellular region
Molecular function (GO): cytokine activity; growth factor activity
Source: RefSeq, a predicted model, not a curated record